This is a messenger RNA of Cheilinus undulatus (humphead wrasse), 4100 nucleotides long. It is a transcript of the gene c3h1orf159, whose product is annotated as chromosome 3 C1orf159 homolog. NCBI's taxonomy places the organism in Eukaryota, Metazoa, Chordata, Actinopteri, Labriformes, Labridae. Bases 203 to 802 code for a protein of 199 amino acids. The record is from RefSeq and is a predicted model, not a curated record. The transcript is spliced from 9 exons.
CAAAGCAGGUAGCAAUGAGCUACGCACUGUAGCCCAGAGUAUCUGUUGCUAGACUGCAGCGGUGUAUUGGUGACAAAGCUGUCUAUUUUAUGAAUGAUUGUGUUGUGAUACUUCUGUGGCGACGAGAGUUGACUGUGAUAAAAAAAAAAAACACACCGAGGAGUUUGUCAGGCCAAAGCCUGGUGUUUGACUGGGUUUGAAUAUGGCUCUGUCAUUCCUGUUGGUCCUGGCUGCAACCGUGAUCCUCAUCAGACCUGAGACACCUGUGACUAAGGCCUUACAUCAGAACUCACUCGAGUGCUGCGGCGAGAAACAGAAAGGGAACAACUCAUGUUCAAAUGACACUCACUGUGAACCAGGAUGCUUCUUGCGAGUCCUUGAGAACAGCAACACUGUUUGCAUAUUCUGUGACUCUGCAGCUGUAGAUUUGGAAAACAUCACAGUCUGCAACUACAACUACACACUGGAGAGGAAGAACCACACAACUGUAACCACUGUCAUUCCUAAAAUCGGAGGGCCGGGUGUGGCAGCCUCUCUUCUUCUGGGAACACUGUUGAUCAGCCUGUUCCUGAUCCUCUCUGUUGCCUCCUUCUUCUACCUCAAACGCUCCAACCGACUCCCAAGCAUCUUUUACCGCCGCAACAAAGCCUUCAUAUUUCAACCAAGUGAAACAGCUGUCAUGAUCCCAUCCUCCUCAGUGAGGAAGCCAAGAUAUGUGAGGAGGGAGCGGCCCUCUGCAACAUCCACGCUGAGCAGUGGCACUGCACCCACCACAUCUGCCACCCAAGUUUAUAAUGUGUAGGAGGAGGGCUGGGAGCUGCUGGUGCAGGUAGGAGAGAACGCUCAGGAAUAAUGCUGAGAAUUUCUGAUCAUAUGAAGGACCCACAGAGAGACCAGCUGAUUCGUGCACAAGCGGCCAAAUUUAACCUUAGCUGCUUUAUAUUACUACAGCUGCUACUUUUUCUGUAUUUAAAAAAUGUCACCAGAUACUAAACUGUCAGUACUUUUAGACUCAGUUCUCAUGUUAGGUUUUUUUUACACAAAAGAAACAGUUACAUUUUUUUUCUGUAAAUUUGAAACAUCUCAUAUUGAUUUUUCCACUCAUGCUGCUCGUCUUUUCUGAGUCUCAACACUGUUAUUGAAUAGUUUUUAUCUGAUGUUUGGUGGUUUGUGUUUAAAAGUUGAUGGGUUAUAUUCAUGAUUAUACUGACAUGUCUUUUAAAGGUAUAGUCCGACACUUGGGAAAAUAUACACUUGCUCCCUCCUAUUAAUAAAAAGUAUAUGAGCUAGCAUAGCUAGCAAAACACUAGCAAAACACUGGGAAAAUGUACGACUCCUCUAACCUGACAUGUCAGAUCAGCUGUUUCGAAUAUCCAUUUCAUUGGUUAUCACAGUCAUCUGGGAUAGCUCCCAUAGAAAGUGCUUGGGAAUGGCAGGACUUUACAAAAAAUUCUCAGAAGGUGAUUGGUGGAAUGUCACAUUCAUGAUGGGCCAAUCAGAGCAGCAAGGCAAAAUGUGGUUAUGUGGAGGUUCUUCUCCUGGGCUGACAGAUUACCUCUGCUGUUGCUUCUCUGCCAAUAAAAUUUAUGCCAAGGCCUGUUUGGAGACGUGCAAAAACAACAUCUGUGAAAACAAGCUUUGGUGUGGCUCUAUGCUCUUGUUUUAAAAAAGAAAUGUGGUUUUUCUGAUUAAACUGGCAGCAGCCAUUGGAUACACUGGCAAACCCCACCCAUAAUGAUCACAAACCCUUGCCCGUAUCUCAUACAGAAUGUGGUACAGUUCUGGUAAAACUGCCAUUAUACCAAAGCGAAGUGCGAGCUAGUCACCACAGAAGUGUUAGCCAUUGCAAACAGCUUUCAGUACAAUUAAUCCCUGCUAAUAGCUACCGCUUGUUCUCCCUCAACAAUGCUGAUUGGUCAGAACAGUGUUCGGUUUGGCCCAAACAUUGUGGAUUGGAGCUUUUCAAGAUGGAUUUGACUGAUGACAGAGAUGGAGUCUGGCAAAUCCAUCCAGCUUUGCAAGGAUACAACUUCUCAUCUUAUGCAAGGACUGACAUUAAGUGGCUCCACCAUUGUUACCCCUAGUCUAGGCACAUUUCUUCAUUUUAAUUUAAUCACAGUCAAGAAUUAAGAUUUAAAAUGAAGAAAUCUGGUGCAAAAGUAAUUCACCCACAAAGUUUGUGAUUCAGUGAGAUCAGUUAAGAACAUUUUUUAGCUGCAUUGUGGUCUGACCAGCAUGUCUUGAUCAGUCUGGCCAGUGUGGCUAGAACCUUCUCUUCCUAUGUUUUAAUACUCUCUGUAACUCUCCUUUGACUCUGCCACGGAUGUUUUUUCCUUUAAAUGCUGAUUUUACUUCUAGCCUGAAACAAGUGGUGUAAACGUUUUAAGCUUACUAAAGAAAACGUGGACCACAGCGUGCAUCUAAGUGUACAAGUCAAGUGUAAUGAGGCCUUGUGGGAGUGACAGCAGUGAAGUUGUCAGCCUUUUAGCUAUAAAAAACCUGCAAAGUAACUUAUGAUAUGUUGAUGCUCUUGUAGUAAUUAUUGAGAUCUUACAAAAAUCACAGAAAAAACAACAGUGUCACAGGAAAAGGGGUUGUGAAAUUAUAGAUUAUGAUUUACAUUUUUAAAAACUUUUAAAAAUUGUUUUAUUAUAAGGCAGUACUUACAUUUACCCAAGUGAGCCACUAAAAUAACCAUCAUGAGUAAGUGCCCACAGCACAAUUAUAUUGUCAAACCCUGUCAUAAGCUAAGCUUAUUCCAUUGUUGUUGUUUUUUCAUUAAAAGACAAACCAGGCCAGCUGUUUUAAAAUCCACGCAGGACAGGGUAAUCUAACAAGUUGCUUUCUGUAGUUGAACUUUCAGCAGAUCUCAGAAUGUUAUUCAUUUUCUCAUCUAAGUUGGACAAAGAAAAUUCAUUUAAGAGUGUUUCCUAAAUGUCAAACUAUUCCUUUAAAAGCAAAGCUUAAAUGCUAAAGUGACCAAGUAGGGUUAUUUUGGGACAAAGUGCCAGCCCAGUGACAUUUAAUGUAAGCUUUAUGGAGGAUUUUCUAAGUUUGUUAAGUUGAAUGUGUGAUUUUUUUAAUGUGUGUGAUAUUUAUUUGCAUUUUAUAACUGUGCACUGACUUUUCCUGAUAACAAUCAGAAAAACAGAAUAAAUAAAGAAGUUUACUUAAAGCUGGAAGGUUCUUCUGGUGGACCAGGAUAUUGUAAAGAGCAUUACGGCAGCUGCUGUAUGGACGGUUGUUGGAUUCGUUUCUUGUCAUUUUUGUAUUUAUUGUAUUUGUGAUUUUACCUAGAGGAACCAAGAAUGUAUCAGACAUGUACAACAUGCCAUGUAUCCCAUAUGUGAGAAAUAAUUUAAAGCAUUGUAAACAAACCCACUCAAACACAAUAUUGUCUUCAACAGCAACAAAACAGUUUUAUAAUACAUAACUUAAAAUACUGUUUUUAAUUCCAUGACAUGCCUCUUAUAAAUACAUCAAAAUUACUGAACUGUCUUGCACUUUAUUACUCUAAAGUUAUCAGCCAAUAAGGCCAUUAUUUUAAAAGAUUUACUUCUAACCUGUUGCCAUGAGGUGUGAUUGAGACUUUCUUUUUGUACCCAUGGCAGCAUUAAAGACUUGAUUGCUAUCUAAUUUUGCCAAAUGUCUAAAGAAAAUGGCCUAUACAGACGCCAUUACUGUGAUUACAGUGCCAUUAUCAGCUUUAAAAGCAGACAGGAAAUGUUUAGUGAAUAACUGAGUAUUUGAAUUAUAUCCAGUGGCCUUUACUGUACACAAUCCUUAAACAAGGACAGUUAACCCAUGUUUCAUUUGCUGUGUAGAAUUUAUUUACGAUUUUCAAUCUUGAUGACACAAACUUGUUUCCAUCUUCAGUAAAUAUGAAUCAAUGUGAAGCAAACCAGUUAAAAUGCAGCAGUCAUUCCAUAAAUAUUCCACUCUUUGCUUCUUUUGUUUGCUUUUGUAUAACCAUAAGCUGAAUACAUGUACAUAUUGUUUUAUACAAUGAUGUAUUGUUUUUGUAUUGAUGUAGAUACCUAUAUUCUCGUCUGAAUUCAAUGAAGACUAUUAUGAAAACGUGUGAAAUGUUGGAGAAAUAA